Colletotrichum higginsianum IMI 349063 is the source of this 450-nucleotide messenger RNA. RefSeq lists its product as uncharacterized. NCBI's taxonomy places the organism in Eukaryota, Fungi, Ascomycota, Sordariomycetes, Glomerellales, Glomerellaceae. The transcript is spliced from 3 exons. Bases 1 to 450 code for a protein of 149 amino acids. The record is from RefSeq and is a predicted model, not a curated record.
AUGCGUUUCAGCUCUUUUCUCGCUUGCCUUGUCAUGGCGCCAUUGGCACUGGCGAUCCCUGCCGAUCUACCUGCUGUUGAUGAUGUCUCCGUUAUGCCGAGGGCGGCCGGUGACAUCGAGCUUCCUGACCUUCCCGAAGACUGGAAGACUGCUCUGGAAGGGACCUUGGCAGGCGAGGCGACGUGCCUUUUCUGCAUUGCGGAUGGCGGCGGUUCUUCAGUACGAACCCCCUUUACAUCAGAUGAUAUUCAAAAGAGAAUUAUGGCUGAUGCUGUCCCAGGCUGCCUCGGAUCUCUGACGCCCGGUGGCGUCACAUGCAUGUGGGCGAUCGCCGCGCGUGGACUUGAUGUCAAGGAGGACUCGAAAUGCUCUGCCGCCAUCGUGGCCAGCAUUCUUUCUGCUGUGAGUCUUCUUGUCGGGUUGCUUCAGAGUGAACGGACGGAGAUCUGA